AUAUAACCUCUCUACGCGCCCAGUCUUCUGCGACAACCUGCUAACCGCUUAUCAUGCCUCCGCUACCAGGAGAGGAGCGAGUGCUAACCACCUUUGCCGAUAUUCAUUAUUACUUUGCGGCGCCGACCCCGAAGCCCCUUCUCCAUCGGUUCGACAAGAGCUCGUAUCUAUAUCUAUACCACAAUGGCACUCAGAGGAAGACCAGGAUCGAAGUAGCCAAUAACCCUGGCACCCCUGAUCAGGAUGCCUUUAACGGAGCUCUCGAUAAUGUGCAUAUUAGCCAUUCUACAAGGUUCCCAACCCUGUGCACGAUAACCGUCGACGGGCAGACACAAGCACAGGGGGGAUAUACAUUUCCCCCACCACCAGGUAGCGCAAACCCGUACGAAUGGCAGCUGCCAACCAAUGAUCCCCGCGGCGAGAAUGCUCUCCAGCGUCUGCACACUUUCGACAUUUACUUCUGGACCCAAGGCGAUGUAGACCAAUUUCUGGAUCUGGCUGAACAGUACUUGUCUCGCACGCAGGUAGAAACAGACAGACAUCCAUUUCCACCUCCUCAAGUCAACACCACAAGCACAAUCGUCCAGCAAUUGGAAAAUGUGGCAAUCACAGACCCGGCUUACCAGAACGGCCAAACCAGGAAUUCUCAAGCAGAAGCGGUGGUCAGCCCUGCACCCAUUGGGCUUCCUCCACCACCUCCACCUCCCCAGGACACUCCAAGCGCUACUCCGGCAGCAUCACACCAACACACAUCCUCCGUCAGUCCUCUCUCAGUCGAGCAGAAGCGAGACUCCGCCCAAUUCACCCCUCUCCCCUAUAAUCCAGCUGCCCCCGCGGCGCCAGAACCAAUCAAGCAUCGGGAGAAAACACCACCGCCCCCCGAUGCUGCAGACGGGACUGGGCUCGCCGCAGCUGUAGCAGCAGACCACGGUGCUCCAUAUUCUAACCCUUCCCAUACACCGGCACUGGGAGGAGGCUACUCUGCUCCUCCCCAACAAGGGCAGGGCCAAGCAAGCCCAGGCCCGUACAACCUACCAGGAGCCUACGCCUCUCCACCACCAAGCGCAGGACUUUCCUUCCCACCCCAACAUCAAGCACCCAUCCAAGGCCCACCUGCCACAGUUCCCUCCUACCCACCCCAAACGUCCGUUCAAAGUCCUCCAGCAACAGCAGUCCCUUCAUACCCGCCGACAUACCUUCAAGGCAACUACGCUCAACCCCAUCAGCAGCAGAGCCAACAACAACAACAGCAACAGCCAAGCUUCUACGGCACCCAAGUCCCCGCGAUAGGCGGAUACUCAACAUACUCCUACGAGCAAUCCCAAACCCAACCCCACCCUCAUCACCAUCAGACCACACCCAGCAUCCAACCAGCCACCAAUGUCAGCACUCCAGGCUCUGAAUACGCAAUCCACAACCAGAUGUACCGCCCUACUGAGGCAGAGGCCUCCUCGCACCUUCAGGACCACGCAAAGCUGGCGAUGCAGAAUCCUGGCCAGCGGCCUAGAAAGCUGGAGGAGUCGGCGUCCAGAGUUGAGAACAGCGUGAACCGGUUCUUGAAGAAGUUGGAGAAGAAGCUUUGA
Molecule: messenger RNA, 1583 nt
Organism: Aspergillus nidulans FGSC A4
Lineage: Eukaryota; Fungi; Ascomycota; Eurotiomycetes; Eurotiales; Aspergillaceae
Exons: 3
Coding region: 54-1583 (509 amino acids)
Source: RefSeq, a predicted model, not a curated record